AUGGCGCUCUCGAGCUUGCAGCCACGCCUGGUGCAUGGAGGGUUCAGUCUCCCCACCGCAGUCACACCACGCCCCAGACAGAGGAACGUGCAGACCACCGCGUUAUUCUCAUUCCUGAAGCUAGGGUCCAAGACAGCCACGAAGCCCAAGUACGAGACGGUCAUCCCCGAGACGAGCUACGCCAUUCCUGCUGUACUCCUAGGCGAGGACAUGGGGUGGGGGCGACGGGUGUUUCUCAGUUUGGGCCUCCUGGGUGCCUUUCUGGCCGUGCAAGCCUCUCGCGUCAAGUUUGUCUUUGACGAAGACGCCCUGGAGGUGCUCACCGGGAAGGACGAGGAAGAAUCAGAGAAUGCGUUUGUGGGUGGACGUAACCGCUGGAGCUACGACAGCAUCAUCAACUGGGAGUUUUGGUUUCCGUCCUUCCCCAUCCUGGUUUACUUCAAGGAAGACCAGACGCGUCCAGAGGGACAGAUCCACUUCUUCCCCGUCCUCUUCAACGGCAAGCAGCUGUUUGAGGUGAUGAGCGAGCGCUUCAACAAGCCCGAGUCUGACUGA
Messenger RNA from Auxenochlorella protothecoides, 555 nucleotides. RefSeq lists its product as hypothetical. NCBI's taxonomy places the organism in Eukaryota, Viridiplantae, Chlorophyta, Trebouxiophyceae, Chlorellales, Chlorellaceae. The record is from RefSeq and is a predicted model, not a curated record. The transcript has 5 exons. The coding region runs from base 1 to 555 and encodes 184 amino acids.